Tuber melanosporum (Perigord truffle) is the source of this 1767-nucleotide messenger RNA. RefSeq lists its product as uncharacterized. The coding region runs from base 566 to 1567 and encodes 333 amino acids. Gene Ontology annotation, biological process: regulation of DNA-templated transcription. The transcript has 4 exons. NCBI's taxonomy places the organism in Eukaryota, Fungi, Ascomycota, Pezizomycetes, Pezizales, Tuberaceae. Gene Ontology annotation, cellular component: Rpd3L complex; nucleus; Rpd3L-Expanded complex. The record is from RefSeq and is a predicted model, not a curated record.
CUUGCCUUUACUUUUAGUCCUGGAGCUUGUUCGAGUACGGGCAUGCUGGCCGCUGUUCUGGCAUCUAGAGAUAUGGUGGAGUUUCCAUUUCGAUCCCACGGUUCAACGAUUGACAUUCCCGGAGGUAGCGAGCUUGUCAAAGUCCGACUAAUCCGCAAAAUUGAUCACACUUGACGAGAAGGUCUCGGCGAAUUCGUGGUGUUCCGAGAAAACAGGGAGAUGCUGUUGUAUCAAAGGCGAAGUGGUGACUUUUUGCGUGUAGACUGUGCAAGGCUUGGAGGGUUUGGUUUGGGGUCGAGAGCAACCGGCGGCCAUGAAUAGACUAUCCUCGUGUGGUUACGCCAAGCUUUUAUCCUAUGAUAUCACAUGACAGGGCAGCUAACUUGGCACAAUUUGAGCCUCACCCUUACUCUUCAACUCCAACGUCACCACAUCCCGUCACCAAGUCCCAAACGCCACUUCAACUCCCAGCACGCUUUUCAAUCCCGCUAUAUACCCUUCCUCUAUUCCCCCGAGACAGCCCAUCAUAUCGCCCUUUGCCCCGAGCCAAAAACCUAUAAUAAUCAUGGCCGAAGACGCCGCCACUGUGCUGGAACAGUUCAUCCACGACGUGGCAAAUCUGCCGGCUGAAAUUGCCCACAUCUAUGAGGAAAUUCAGGCGAAAGAUCGCAUCUUGAAGGAAAAUCGAGAUGGCGCCUUGGCACGUGACAACAGCUUGCAGAAGCAUAUAAAGAUGCAUGGAAGUCACGUGGAACACCCCAAAGAGGCACUAUAUGUCGAGCAGAUCAAGAAAGCAUACGAGAAAAUCAAAGAAAUUCAAGACGAGAAGGUUCUAUUAGCACACAAGGCUGACGAUCUGGUUGAGAAACAUAUGAAACGUCUCGAUGCUAAAAUCACCGACCUUACCCGCGACGGCCUCAUGCCCCCAGAUUCUCUCCUCCCAUCCCCAUAUCUCAAGAACCUCCCCGUCUCCGCGUUCGCCCCGCGCCAGCCUAUGAUGCGCGCAUCUCCGAUGCACACCGCACGUGUCCCCUCUCAGCACCCCACCGCUAAUCCAACACCAGCUGUUCCGGCGCAUAUCACACCGGCCGCGACACCGGUUGCUUUCCCUGCCCCCCAAAAUGUGUCUACCCCCCGCGACUCUCACGAAAAUAAGCGGCGGCGGCUGACGGCGCCCCCUAAUACAGUCCCCGCCACCUCCUCCAAUCUUGCGUCGCAUCCCUCGACCCCUGGGAUCCGGCCGGACCCGCUGGGCCAAACCAGGAGAUCCAGCACCCCUAAUGUGAACAUGAAGAAGCGCAAGAAUCCGCCUAAAAGAGAGCUGCUUUCUGAAGAGGACGACGAUGACGACGAUGACGAGUUAGAUGAGGAGGGUGGUGAGGAUAAAAGGCUUUACUGUACUUGUCAGCAGGUGUCUUAUGGAAACAUGGUUGCCUGUGAUGAUGGGGACUGCCCAUAUGAGUGGUUUCACUGGGCCUGCGUAAACUUAACAAAAGAGCCUCCGGGGAAAUGGUUUUGUCCUACCUGUACCCAGCGAAGGGACAAAAUGAAGUCUAUGAGGGGGUAGCCCAUGGCGUUUCCUGGUAUGGCUUUUUUUUUUGCACCCUUUAGGUUAGCUGUUCCUGUACCAUAGUUGAUAUAAUCUCGCAUCGAAGGGGCGUUAUCAUCUUGUAUGUUUUCGGUGCGCCCCGGAAAGGGGACUGCUUGGACCAGCAUCGUUGCGUGAUAGUGUUUGAAACAAAUUGUGCCAUAAUAUCCUUCAUUUUU